Molecule: messenger RNA, 3282 nt
Organism: Lingula anatina
Lineage: Eukaryota; Metazoa; Brachiopoda; Lingulata; Lingulida; Lingulidae
Product: exosome complex component 10-like
Biological process (GO): TRAMP-dependent tRNA surveillance pathway; exonucleolytic trimming to generate mature 3'-end of 5.8S rRNA from tricistronic rRNA transcript (SSU-rRNA, 5.8S rRNA, LSU-rRNA); poly(A)-dependent snoRNA 3'-end processing
Cellular component (GO): nucleolus; nuclear exosome (RNase complex)
Molecular function (GO): single-stranded RNA binding; 3'-5'-RNA exonuclease activity; nucleotide binding
Source: RefSeq, a predicted model, not a curated record
CGUAAGUUAAUACAGCAUGGACUCGAAGGAAAUAGAUAAAACGUCGGCAGAGUUUAUACCUGGCCAUAGCGAUGUUUCAUUAUUCUCUCAACAAGCCCUGCAGUCGGUAAUGGGAGCAAUCAGGGCAUCCAACGAGCUGCCGGCCGCAGGCAAUGACUAUGACUUCUACUCCAGCUUUGGGGGAUUUAGGGAACUGAUGAAUGUAGAAGGAAGGAGGGUUUUGCAGUUAAUGCAAGAUUUACUAAAACACCAGAAUGUAAAAGGCAACCUGUCUGGUGGAAGUCAGUCUGUUGAAGUAGAGGAUAAAUUUGAUGUACUGGUUGACGCUAAUGAUCAGAUGCUGGAGAGAGUGAGUUCCUUUCUGGAUGAGGCAUCAGGUAUUAAGAAACAGGACAGCACUUUAGUUGUGGCCAGUGUAACACAGAAACAACACAUCAAUACCAGCUGGAAUAAAAAGUCGUCUGAAAGCCCAGCCCAGAAGGCCACUAGCUACAGGCUGUUAGCUGCAAGGUUUGUCCAGAGACCCCAGCUCAAGUUUCAGGACAAAGUGGACAACUCACCCAACACAUCGUUUGUGCCCAAAAUUAAACACAAACCAAAUGCUCUGAGAUCUCUUGAGGAGAGUCUUGUGCCAAAAAUAAUUGACAAAACAGAUGAAUUUGGAGACCAGUUUGAAUGGCUGGAGUACCCUCAUCCAUAUCAGUAUGAACUGGACCAGUUCACCCCAAAGGAAGAACAACUCUUAGCCAAGGAACCAGUGCCUCCAAAGUCUCUGGAAGACACUCCCCUCACCUAUGUUGACACCACUCCGACCCUCGUAGAGAUGAUAGACAGACUGAAGGAGGAGAAAUUAAUUGCUGUGGAUUUGGAGCACCAUUCUUACAGAACCUACCAAGGCAUCACGUGUCUAAUGCAGAUAUCAACUGGAGACCAUGACUAUGUGAUAGACACCCUGACCUUGAGGGGAGAUCUGUACUUGCUGAAUGAGGUCUUCACAGAUCCUGGGAUUGUCAAGGGUCCAGGAAAGAGGUUGGGAGGCGACACUUCGUUCUCUUCAAGAUAUCUGCUGUCUGUGGAACUGGGAAGAACACUUGCUCUCCUUGCGAAACUUGGAUCAAAUCUAACAGAGACCCAAUCAUCUCAGAGAUUACAUCAAGUUUACCUGGGUAUUCCUUCCAUCAUGAAUGUCGGACUGGAAAGAGAGGUGGAGGGAGUCAUCAUGAAUGAAGAUCAAAAGCAGAAGAUCAGACAACGGUAUGUCUACCUGGUUAACAACCUGACAGACCCGAGGAGUACAGGGCUUGCUGCACACUUGUACCAAGAUGGCGUCAUUGAGCUGAGAGAUCGUCAGAUUGUGGAGAAGGAAAAAGCAACAGAAGACGCCAUAAAACACUUGUUAGAUGCUGUGAUGAACUCUUCACAUCAGGGCGCAUUUGAUUGUUUCCUCAAACUUUUAAAAGAAUACGGACAAGACUACCUGGCCAAUGUUUUAAGACAAAGUACCAGUUCUGAUGGAACAGGCUUAUGUGACGUGUGUCCAAAAGACAAGAAACACCCUGCCACCUCCGUGUGUUUGGACUGUAACGAGCUCAUGUGUUCUUCGUGUGCUGACUAUCAUAGGAGGACAAGCGUCUCGAAGGAGCACAGACUCAAUGAAUUAACAGCAGCCCUCACAGACAAAUGUCAAGUACACCCAUCCCUUUAUCUUAAAUCCUACUGUCCCCAAUGUGACGUCCUUGUCUGUGAGCGAUGUAUGGUGGACACACACAAAGGACACACAGACGCUUGGAAAGACGCAAUAACGACGGCCGAGGACUUGAAAUGUAAAGUGAACGGGAUUAUCGAUGAAAUCAAAGAUAUAACUCUCAACAAACCUUCGAUAGAAAAAGAAGAACAGACACGACUAGCCGACUUGGACGAGCAAAGACAGCGCGCUAAACAAGCUAUUGAGACACGAGUAGACGAGGUUUGCAAAUUAGCAAAGGUCUGUGCUGAAAAAACUAAAGAAGAAGUGGACAAAGCAUAUUUUGGUUUAAAACUUCAGCUGCAAAUAACCAAUAAAAUUAAUUCCCUCGAAAAACAACUGAAAGCCUAUGAAAAUCUGUUAAAUGACGCUUCCGUCUCAAGUGUAGUUAAAAAUCACGCGGAAUGGGAGAGUUCACUAAAGGAAAUGUUGGUGACGCAUUCCCCCACCUCUCCUGUGCCUGUGCUUAGAUUUCAGACCAUCACUUGGAUAGAAACAGCCAUACAGCAGGCAAUGGGUGCGGUGGUUAUAGGAGAGAUCACACCGACAUUGAUCACACAACACCAUCUGCAGUAUUCUAAGGACCCGAAAGAAUGGCCCAUAGCUGUGGACAGCAUGCCUGGUGGUGACGUCGUGGUGGGGACAGGGUGUGGAGCUGAUGAAACCAAGCGUCGUAUCAUCAUCUGUUCUUCCACAGCAGGAAACGUCAAGAAGGAGAUCAAGGUUACUGGACUGAGAGGACUGACAGUACUACGUGACAGUACAAUAGCAGCUACUGUUUAUGACGGCAGUACACGGGAAGUGAGGAUAUACACUAAAGACGGUGGUGUGAAAUCAUCGUUCAAGUACAGCACACCGGGUUGUAUUACAGUGAACCACGAAGGUCACCUGGUCGUGAUGGAUUCUAGAGCAAGCACAUGUAAUAAUGUAAUGAUAUAUCGUACUGACGGUACACAGAUCAGGGAAUUCACUGACACCUCAUCGAAACCAGUACAAUAUUCCAAGCACAUAACAACCACCCCCAGUGGUGACGUCAUAGUAUCAGAUCCCAAUGACUGCUGUAUACGUGUCUACACACCUGAGGGUCAGCUACGGUACACGUACGGUGGGGAGGGCGUCAUGGAGUGUUCAGAUGCUGUCUGUGUGGAUGAAGAUGGAACCAUAUUUAUCUCCGACCCCAUUGCUGACAACAUCCACCAGGUGUCUCCUGCUGGCCAGUUCAUGCGAUAUGUGCUGACAGACAAGGAUGGACUGUGGUCACCCAGGGCUGUGUGUAUCAACCAGGAAGGGCACCUCGUGGUAGCUCAAGAGGACGGAUGGAUCAAAACAUACAAGAAUAAAUAACAAUCUAUGGUGUUAUUUACUCCUGGUCUGUAAUCACAAAUGACUCACAGCCUUCAAUAUGAAAUCUAACGCGUGUAUUAUAGAUAAUGUUUACAUAUCUGAUCUGCCUAUAAUCAAACCUGUGAAUGAAUAUCACAUAUUGAACUUAAAUGUCAGAUUUGUAUGUUUUUGUUGAUAUAAAACUGUGAGACCAU